Molecule: messenger RNA, 2776 nt
Organism: Camellia sinensis
Lineage: Eukaryota; Viridiplantae; Streptophyta; Magnoliopsida; Ericales; Theaceae
Source: RefSeq, a predicted model, not a curated record
CAAAAUUUGGUCCUAAAUUUCCUCCAAAGCUGUCAUUCUUUCCUCCUCCCUGGAUUUCUUGAAUCCAAACUCAUCCUUUCUUUGUUCCUAAUGUUGACAGAAAAGAUGGAGGAAGAAUUGCAAACUGAAGAUAAUGAAGACAACAUUGUGAAGCUUUGGAGCUCACAAUAAUAUCUGCAAUAAUUAUAUCAAAACUUGAUUUGUUAGUUCACAUUUUUCUUCAGUACUCUAGUAUCUUGUUUCUAUGGCGGAGGAGGUGAUUGAUAUCCCGGCAACCCCAGAGCCAGAGGAAAUUGUGCUCGAAGGUGAUUUUUCAAAAACUAACUCCGCAGAGGAGAUGAUUGAUAUCACAGCAACCCCAGAACCAGAGGAAAUUGUGCUCGAAGGUGAUCAUUCAACGAGUAACUCUGCAGAGAAGAUGAUUGAUAUCUCAGGAACUCCAGAGCCAGAGGGAAUUAUGCUCGAAGGUGAUCAACAUUCGAGGCACUCCACUGGAAACUUAAUUAUUUCAAAGAGAGAAGUGAAAGUCCUACCCCGUUAUCUCACUGGUUCAAUGGGUUCGUGCCAUGAUUAUUGCAAAUAUGGUAUAGAACACAACCUCGAGAAAAAGGCAAGGCAUCCCAGUCUAAAAACAAUCAAAGCAAAGGCAGGUGAACGCCGAUAUCAGCCUGAAAUUAUAAUUCUAGAAGUGAAAAACAAGAAACCGUUGAUCAGCUCAAAGCCUUUGGCCGAUUCCAAGAGCCAAACAACUCAUGACAAACACCAGGUCAUUGAGAAAGAAGCUCCGGUAUUAGCCAAGAAGAUUGCUGUAUUGGCCAAGAAAGUACCUGUAUCUUCAAAACCUUUCUUCUCACCUGGUGACAGAAUCGAUGUUUCUGCAAAACACGUGAAUGAUUUAAGGCCAAAACCUGUGCAAACAAAGUCAUCUCCUUUCUCAUCACCAGGGCGUUUAAGCACUAGAAGAUACAGUGAAAUCCUUCCAUGGAAUGGAGGUCUUCAAGCAAGUCUGGUGAGAGGUUUAAGCAGUAGAAGGCACAGUGAUACCGGCAUAACUAAGGAAAUGAGGACUUUAAAACUCAGAAAGAAAAACAAUUUGUUGCCACCAGCUGUUUUUCCACCUCCUCCUAGGCCUCUUAUCAAGAGAGAAUUGACUGCAAAGUCUGGGCAACGUAAGGAACUGAAACAAGUUUAUCGUCUGAAAAGUCAGAAUGGUGUUAGAAGAGCUGAACCCAAGCAACCCAUUGCUGAAAAAGUUCCAGAAAAGAUGAUAUACGUCGUUACAACAAAACCUGUGAACCUAACUGUGGGAGUCACAAAAAAUGGUAACAAAAAAUUGGAACAACAUCGACAUGGAAUGCCAACCUCUCAAUCACUCCCAUCCACUGAGAGCAAGAAACUGAGACACACACAAAAUGGUAUUCACAGCAAUCAAUCAUCUUCAUUGUCACUUCUGUCCUCUGAGAAGAAAACUUUGAAACAUACUACGCGAAAUGGUAUUCACAUCAAUCAAUCAUCUUCACUGUCAUCUCUGUCCUCUGAGAAGAAAACUUUGAGACAUACUAAAAAUGGGAAUCGUAAUGCUCCAUCAUCUGCAUCUGCACUAUCCUUAUUGUCAUUAUCUGGGUCUAUGAAGAAUGACAAAAAAGACCCCAUCUCUGAAGGCAGUGGAACUAAAACUGAGAACCGAAUGGCAAGUCACACUAAGAGGCCUAGAAGGGUUGUGAGAGUUAGCUCGGAAAUCAAAGUUUGCACACCCAUGAAACUUAAUUUCACUAGAGGAAAGGUGAUUGAGGUCCAGCCUAGGAACCAUAUUCCAAGGAUACUCAGAUUUAAACAAAGAAGGGUUCUGGGUGAGAACCACAGUGGCAAGGCUGAUAUUAAGCAGAUAAACUUCGGGAAAAUAGUUGGUACUGCUGAUUUAAAUGGUUCUGAAACCAAAUCUACAAAUUUUAUUCUUAGACACCAGUCUGUAGAAGGAAAGAAAGAUGCUCAGAGUUUGUUGAACAAUGUGAUUGAAGAGACUGCAAGCAAGCUUGUUGAGACCAGGAAGAGCAAGGUUAAGGCUUUGAUGGUUGAGGUCCAGCCUAGGAAUCAUAUUCCAAGGAUACUCAGAUUUAAGCAAAGAAGGGCACUGGGUGAGAACCACAGUGGCAAGGCUGAUAUUAAGCAGAGAAGCUUCAGGAAAAUAGUCGGUACUGCUGAUUUAAAUGGUUCUGAAACCAAAUCUACAAAUGUUAUUCUUAGACACCAGUCUGUAGAAGGGAAGAAAGAUGCUCAGAGUUUGUUGAACAAUGUGAUCGAAGAGACUGCAAGCAAGCUUGUUGAGACCAGGAAGAGCAAGGUUAAGGCUUUGAUGGUUGAGGUCCAGCCUAGGAAUCAUAUUCCAAGGAUACUCAGAUUUAAGCAAAGAAGGGCACUGGGUGAGAACCACAGUGGCAAGGCUGAUAUUAAGCAGAGAAGCUUCAGGAAAAUAGUCGGUACUGCUGAUUUAAAUGGUUCUGAAACCAAAUCUACAAAUGUUAUUCUUCGACACCAGUCUGUAGAAGGGAAGAAAGAUGCUCAGAGUUUGUUGAACAAUGUGAUCGAAGAGACUGCAAGCAAGCUUGUUGAGACCAGGAAGAGCAAGGUUAAGGCUUUGAUGGUUGAGGUCCAGCCUAGGAAUCAUAUUCCAAGGAUACUCAGAUUUAAGCAAAGAAGGGCACUGGGUGAGAACCACAGUGGCAAGGCUGAUAUUAAGCAGAGAAGCUUCAGGAAAAUACACAUAAAUUUCAACUAA